Messenger RNA from Juglans regia (Persian walnut), 715 nucleotides. RefSeq names its product stigma-specific STIG1-like protein 1. The transcript has a single exon. The record is from RefSeq and is a predicted model, not a curated record. Bases 73 to 558 code for a protein of 161 amino acids. Lineage: Eukaryota; Viridiplantae; Streptophyta; Magnoliopsida; Fagales; Juglandaceae.
ACCAAGCGGCCUAGACCACCUUCUCAAGCCCCAACCUAGCUCUCUCUCUCUCUCUCUCUCUGAUACAAAGCCAUGGCCAUGGUGGUUGUGAAGGUCAUCGUGAUCAUCGCCAUAACCAUGGCUUUGUCCAUUGCUCUGGCCAUGAAAAGCAUUGGCGAAGUGGAGGAAAAGAUGCCUUUUCCACACACUGAUCAGAAUUCUUACGAUUAUCCGAAAGAGCUGCCCAUUAAGGAAAAGAAAGUACUGCAAUUGCCUUCAAAAAGGUUGAGUCGCUUCCUUGCUGAGAGGAACCCAAAUGCAGCCGACCACUGCAACAAGGACGAGGAAAUAUGUUAUGUCAAAGAAGGCACAAACUACACCUGCUGCAACAACAAGUGCGUGGAUUUGUCCACUGACAAAGACAACUGCGGUGCAUGCAAGAACAAGUGCAAGUAUACCGACGAGUGUUGCAGAGGGGAGUGCGUGGAAGUGGCUUACGACGAGAGGCACUGUGGUUCCUGCAAUCACCCUUGCAAAACAGGCGAAUAUUGCUUUUACGGAUUGUGCAAUUAUGCGUAAUUAAUUAGGUGCGGUCCAAGUAAUAUUGGUUGUGAGGCUUGUGAAUUUUAUUCACAAUUAAUACAAUAAAAUACCACACAUAUAUAAUGUUUGGUGGUUCUCAAACAAUAUUAAUUAAUAUAUCAUGUAUAGUCAAUAAUUUUCCAAAUUUACAUUA